Molecule: messenger RNA, 2641 nt
Organism: Thamnophis sirtalis
Lineage: Eukaryota; Metazoa; Chordata; Lepidosauria; Squamata; Natricidae
Gene: OPRD1
Product: opioid receptor delta 1
Biological process (GO): G protein-coupled opioid receptor signaling pathway; neuropeptide signaling pathway
Cellular component (GO): neuron projection; plasma membrane
Molecular function (GO): neuropeptide binding; G protein-coupled enkephalin receptor activity
Source: RefSeq, a predicted model, not a curated record
GCAGAUAAAGGAGGGAGGCAGUGUGUUGCUGGGUAUAUACAGAAGAACUGCUAGAAUAGAUGUCAGAUUCCACCGGCUAGUGCAACUGCUUUUGAGUGCUCCUACUUCUGCCUUGGCUGCCCAGUACCCCCUUUCUCUCUGAUUUGAAGUUUUGGGUUUAUUUGAAUGUGCUUUGCAAGGGAAAGAGUGAGCCUAUCCAAGAGGAGAAGAGCUGGUUCUUUUCAGCACCACCAAAAGGGGACAGCUCUCACGAAGUCUUUGGACUGCAAGCCUUCCGAUCCUUUCGUCCUACCACAAACUGGACUCUGGAGCCACCUGGUAUCAUGGAGCUGUCCACCAUACCCGGUGCUGAAAUAUUUUACAACAGUACCUUCCAGGACUUUAGCUCAAGUUCUCUCACAACUUCUAAUGCCACAAAUCAAUUGCCAAUGAAAAAUACUACUUCAAUCGUCAUCGCUAUUGCUAUCACCGCCCUGUAUUCCGUCGUAUGUGUGGUGGGACUUUUGGGGAAUAUCCUGGUAAUGUACGGCAUUGUCAGAUACACCAAGUUGAAAACUGCCACCAACAUCUAUAUCUUCAACUUAGCCCUGGCAGAUGCCUUGGCCACCAGCACUCUGCCCUUCCAGAGCGCUAAGUACCUGAUGGAGACCUGGCCUUUUGGGGAACUGCUUUGCAAAGUCGUCCUCUCCAUUGACUACUACAAUAUGUUCACCAGCAUCUUCACCCUCACAAUGAUGAGCGUAGACCGGUACAUUGCCGUUUGCCACCCAGUCAAGGCCUUGGAUUUCCGGACUCCGGCUAAAGCGAAGUUGAUCAAUGUUUGCAUCUGGGUUCUCUCCUCUGUGGUUGGAGUGCCGAUCAUGGUCAUGGCUGUCACUAAAUCGCAAGGUGGCAUUACAAUCUGUCUCCUUCAGUUUCCUGAACCUCAAAUUUACUGGGACACGGUCACCAAGAUCUGCGUUUUCAUCUUUGCUUUCUUGGUUCCCAUCUUGGUCAUCACCAUCUGCUACGGGCUCAUGAUUCUCCGCUUGAAGAAUGUCCGUCUCCUCUCAGGCUCCAAGGAGAAGGACCGCAACCUGCGCCGUAUUACGCGCAUGGUGCUCAUUGUGGUCGCCGCCUUCAUCAUCUGCUGGACUCCCAUCCAGAUCUUUGUCAUUGUUUGGACCCUGGUUGGCAUCGACAAGAAGAACCCUUAUGUCAUGGCCAGCCUGCAUUUUUGUAUCGCCCUGGGCUACACUAACAGCAGCCUCAACCCGGUCCUUUAUGCUUUCUUGGAUGAAAACUUCAAGAGAUGUUUUAGGGAGUUCUGCCUCCCGUUCCGAUCACGGAUGGAGCAAAACAGCUUUAGCCGGGCCCGCAACAGCACCCGAGAACGUGUUUCUACCUGCACCCCAUCAGAAGGUCUUCAUAAGUCGGCAUGACUAGAUAUGGACAGCCACAAAAGAGGCUUCAGCAGAGGAGGCAAAGGGGAAGACCUGCACUCUGAAGUCACCCAGGUCACCACCACGGAAUUCUAGCCUGAACUGAUGCAAGGAGCCAUUCAGGAAAAGGCACCACCACAAAUCUGGUGAACUUUUCAGAGUUAUUUAGGACAUCCCUCUCCAAGCUGAUGCACGGGGACUACAGUUCUCCAAACUCUUAUUGAGCACUUCCAACAUAUCUGGAGGACCACAUAUUUGGGGAAAGACACACUAGGUGGGGUUCCCCGCCCGCAUUCGACCUAUGACAAGCCAAAUUUGUGUUCCACAAAAGGAUCUCCGCUGGUUCAAUUGUUCUAUGGCUGCAAAUUUCUUAGGAAAUCUUUACCUAUUUUUUUUUUUUGAAUGAAGUCUCAAAGAGGCAUUAAGUGAAUGCUGGGUAUGCGUGCCCAUUCAUGCCCAUGUGUACAUAUACAUUUAUGGAUCUCUAAAAUCAAUGCCUUCAAAUGGUUUGAAGAACUCACAGCUUCCGCUUCUGCUUCCCUGAAGAUAUUUUUCAUUUUAGCUUUACCAAUCAUCCUCUGGUUGAUGGCUUCUUCCUCCCUUCUCUCACCAGUUACAUUCAUUGGGCAAACCAGUAUCAGAACCCUCUUUCAGAGUUGCGAUGGUUCAAUGGAAGCAUCCGAAAAUAGCUAAAUGGGAUAUUUUUAAAACAGCCAUUCCUUUUUUAAACCAAACUUUCCAAUGGCUGCCAAAUUUAGUUAUCCGUUCAGAGAAAGAAAGAAUAGCCUUUGAUUUGUCAAGUUGGAGCAACUCAAAUCUUUGCCUCUGUAGCAACCGGGAAAGCAAUGAACUGAAGAUACAAAAUUCUACUGAUAGUGACUUAAUCUCUGUGUAAUCAGUGUUUAUUUGGCAGUGCAGGUUAGAUUCGUUUCAGUGGUGUUCCUUCUAUAUUGCCUCUCAAAAGGCCAGGAGAAGAAGGAAACCAGGGUUCCGUAACCAGAGUUGGUUUCCUGGUUCCAGAGAACUAGGAACUCUAGAUGGAAAGAGGUUGAACAUCGGAAACCAACAAAAAUAUUUCAUCCCAGGUUUCCCCAUGAUCCAUGGCAAGUGUCCUCCUUACAGAGUCUCAGUUUCCUCAAUGUUUCAUAUAAAUAGAUGCGGUGGCCCAGUGGCUAAAAUGCUGAGGUUGUCGAUCAGAAAGGUCGGCAGUUCAGCGGUUC